Molecule: messenger RNA, 428 nt
Organism: Gongylonema pulchrum
Lineage: Eukaryota; Metazoa; Nematoda; Chromadorea; Rhabditida; Gongylonematidae
Source: the annotation of a GenBank genome assembly
CCGUUUCAACACCUUCCGCGCAUGAAUCAGAGGAUCAGGACACCGCACUGUCACAUGCCGAAGAGGAGACUCGUGCACAUGUGGAAUUGGAGUUGGCGAGCACUCGAAUAGCCUUGGAUGAGCUUAGGCUGGAACAUCGAAGAGUUACUCAGGAAAACGAGGAAUUACGCAGGAUAAGUACACUGUCUGCAGAAAAUGAGCAGUUACGAAACGAGAUCAACGUACUGCAAGGAACUCUUGCAUCUGGGCUAAAUGGUGCUUCACCUUCUUCUCAGUGCAGUUCUGCGCCGCCUAUUAAACUGAACAGUGAUGUGAUUGCGGAGCAACUGCAAGGUGGUUUUUUCGACUUUUUGAGAUCUCCUGGAAUGAAAUUUGAAAAGUUCCGCUAUGUAGUAUAUAUGCUUACUGACCUUCACUGUACUGCAUAA